UACGUUUCCCCCCAUUCCGUUUCACGCGCGAGCGCGCUACGAUACACGACGCGUACGUACGUCCAGUUCUUGGCUAAGCUUCAAUUUUGCUUUGCUUGCUUCUCGCCGCGAUCGCGCGCCAUGGCGGAUCCGUUCCCGGCGGCGGCGCGCGGCGGCGAGCAGGGUGGUGGCACCGCGGGGCAGCUGGUGUCGACGCCGUCCAGGUUGAGGACGGCGGUGGCGUCCAUGCUCAACCGCACCGGCCACGCGCGCUUCCGCCGCGCCGCCCCCGUCGUCGUGCAGGAGGAGGAGGAUGAGGCGGCGGCGGCGGCGAGGGAUGCGGUCGUGCGGUGUGACGGGCUCAGCGCGUCGGCCAGCUCGUCGUUCCCGUCGUCGGUGACGGGGGUCACCGGCGAUGGGAGCGUGUCCAACGCCCGCGCGGUGCUCCCGGCGGCAGGCGACGGCGACAAGCCGCCACCAAUGCAGUCUGCUUCAGAUUAUGCUUCUGAUGGCCGCCUCAAACGCAGCAGCGACGACGACGGCGAGCGCUGCCACUGCUCCAAGAAAAAACGGAAGGCGUCGUGGAGGGCGAGGCGGCGCAUCCGCGUGCCGGCGAUCAGCUCACGGAACGCCGACAUCCCGGCGGACGACUAUUCGUGGCGCAAGUACGGCCAGAAGCCCAUCAAAGGCUCGCCUUAUCCACGCGGGUACUACAAGUGCAGCACGGUGCGCGGGUGCCCGGCGCGGAAGCACGUGGAGCGCGACCCCGGCGAGCCGGCCAUGCUCAUCGUCACCUACGACGGCGACCACCGCCACGGGGAACCCGGCCAUCGACGUCCCGAUGAGGCGGCAACGACGACGGAGCACAGGACGACUGACCAAACUACUGGAAGAUUGCUCUAGAUAGUAGUGUCUAUGCAUGUAGACUCUAUAAUCUAUAUAUAGAAACAAACUAAUCUAAUCAAUUGACCGUUUGAAUAUUGGUUAAUUUCUUAGUGCUCUUUCAUGCACGUAGUAUUUGCCAAUUGCCAUGUACAUCAUAUCUAGUUUAGACUAUUGACUGAUGUGAUAUCCAUGUAAUUGAUCUGCUACCUCCCUCACUCUCUUGAUUAAGUAUAUGAUGGUUGAUAUUUUCAUGGUUUUUAACGUGCAA
Oryza sativa Japonica Group (Japanese rice) is the source of this 1132-nucleotide messenger RNA. RefSeq names its product WRKY transcription factor WRKY51-like. The record is from RefSeq and is a predicted model, not a curated record. Lineage: Eukaryota; Viridiplantae; Streptophyta; Magnoliopsida; Poales; Poaceae. Gene Ontology annotation, biological process: regulation of DNA-templated transcription. Gene Ontology annotation, molecular function: sequence-specific DNA binding; DNA-binding transcription factor activity.